CGCGUUUUGAAUUUAGGUGGAGUUCGAGAGAUUGGCAGUCAGAAUCAACUGGAUUUACUGUUAAACGAUUACAUGCAGAAAAUGAAAUAUUUCAUAGUGUUACGUGUUUUGUCGUCAAAGCGUUACGGGAAUUGGGUCAUUUAGCCUGCAAAUUCUGCGAUUAUAGUACGCCGUUUAAGUAAAGUUGUUCUUGCCGAGUGUUUACCUUUGCAAGGUUAGCUAGCCUGCGAGCUACCUGGCCACUACGCUGUUUUUGAGUACCUAACUUGGGGCCUGACUGCGCUUUCCUCUUGAUUUUGCAGCCGCCCUCCUCACCAUGGCGGACAGCAGUAUGGGCACUUUGGGCCGUGCGCGGAGUCUCCUGGUCGACUCGUCGGUAUACGACUCCAGGAUGGCCGAGACGUCCAAGGACCAGCAGGCGUUCCUGGGCUUGACACCCGAGGACGCGGCAGACUUGCUGCCGCUGCCUCAACUUCAAACCAGAGUGGUGCUCGUGGGAGACGCCUGCAACAACGAGCAACUUGUGAAAGCCCUGGAGGCCGUCAGAGUCAUGGAGGUCCUGGUGGUAAAGAUUAAAGGAGCAGAGCCCGGCUCGGAGGGGGAAAAGUUGAUAAAAUCGAUAGUCAAUAUGGACAUCCACACGCCCUGCCUAAAGACGGACGACGUGCGGGAGUUUGGGGACGGAGAGAACGCAGAGUUCGAGAGCGUGUUCGUCCUGACAGACUUCACGUCUCCGGACUACAGCUACCUGUACAAGAAGGACAACCGCAUCAUCGGCCCCCCAGUGCUGCUGCACUGCGCGGCCAGGGAGGAGCCCCUGCCCUUCUCCUCUCGGCCGCUCUUCUGCACGGCCAUGCUGAACCUGGCGCUCUGCUUCACCGGCUUCCGCAGGAAAGAGGAGGUGGUGAACCUGGUCAGUCUGGUCCACCACAUGGGAGGCACCAUCCGCAAGGACUUCAGUGCUAAAGUCACACACCUGAUCGCACACUCCACCCACGGGGAGAAAUACAGGCUGGCUGUCUGCAUGGGCACCCCCAUCCUCACCCCCCAGUGGAUCCACCAGGCCUGGGAGCGCCGGAAUGAGGUGAAUUUCAGUGCGGGAGACGAGGACUUCCGCACCGAGUUUAAGGUGCCGCCGUUCCAGGACUGUGUGCUGAGCUUCCUAGGCUUCUCCCCGGAGGAGAAGGCCAACAUGGAGGAGCGCACGCUAAAGCACGGUGGGCGGUACCUGGAGGCGGGUGAUGAGAAGUGCACUCACAUGGUGGUGGAGGAGAACUCCAUCAAAGAGCUGCCCUUUGCCCCAUCCAAACGGCUCUAUGUGGUGAAACAGGAGUGGUUCUGGGGCAGUAUUCAGAUGGAUGCCAGGGCAGGAGAGUCCAUGUACUUCUAUGAGAAGCCUGAGAGCCCGGUGAUGAAGAAGGCGGUGUCCCUCCUCUCCCUCACCACGCCCAACAGCACGCGUAAACGCCGCCGUCUGAGGGACACGCUGGCGCAGCUGGGCCGCGAGACCGAGAUCUCCCCCUUCCCCCCCCGCAAGCGCCAGUCCGCCGAACACUCGCUCUCCAUGGGCUCCCUGCUCGACAUCUCCAACACGCCCGACACCGCCAAGCUGGGAGACCACUCCAAGCCCUCGAAGAGCUCCACCCCCGCCCCCCUGAAGCAGUCUGCGAGGUGGCAGGUCUCCAAAGAGCUGUACCAGACCGAGAGCAACUACGUGGGCAUCCUGGCUACCGUCCUGCAGCUCUUUAAGUAUCCCCUGGAGAAGGAGGGGCAGGUGGGGGGGCCCAUUCUGGCUCCAGAGGAAGUAAAGACCAUAUUUGGCAGCAUCCCAGAGAUUUAUGAAGUUCAUACCAGGAUAAAGGCUGACCUGGAGGAGCUGGUGAUGGACUGGUCUGAGGAUAAGAGUGUGGGAGACAUCAUUCUGAAAUAUUCAAAGGAUUUAAUCAAAGCUUAUCCGCCGUUUGUCAACUUCUUUGAGAUGAGCAAGGAGACCAUCGUUCGCUGUGAGAAGCAGAAACCGCGAUUCCAUGCCUUCCUGAAGAUAAACCAGUCCAAACCGGAAUGCGGGAGGCAGACUCUGGUGGAGCUGUUGAUCCGUCCGGUCCAGAGGCUUCCGAGUGUCGCUCUCCUGCUGAACGACAUCAAGAAGCACACGACUGACGACAACCCUGACAAGGCCAUGCUGGAGAGGGCCAUCGAGUCUCUGCGGGAGGUCAUGACGCACAUAAACGAGGAUAAGCGGAAGACGGAGGGGCAGAAGCAGAUCUUUGACGUGGUGUACGAGGUGGACGGCUGCCCGGCCAAUCUGCUCUCCUCCCACCGCAGUCUGGUGCACCGUGUGGAGACCAUCGCCCUCGGAGACAAACCAUGUGACCGCGGCGAGCAUGUCACACUGUUCCUGUUCAACGACUGUCUGGAGGUUGCCAGGAAGAGGCACAAGGUGAUCAGCACGUUUAAGAGCCCUCAGGGCCAGGCCCGGCCCCCCGCCCCGCUCAAGCACAUCACCCUCAUGCCCCUGUCCCAGAUCCGCAGGGUGCUGGACCUGCAGGACACCGAAGACUGCAGGAGCGCGUUCGCCCUGGUGGUGCACCCUCCCACUGAACAGGAGAACCUGCUCUUCAGCUUCCAGCUCACCAGCGAGGAUCCUGGGAAAUCCGCCUGGCUGCGCACGCUGUGCCGCCACAUCGCCAACACCCUCUGCAAGGCCAACGCGGAGGACCUGAUCCAGUGCACAGAUCCGGACUCGGUCCAGGUCAGCACCAAGGACAUGAGAGCACCCUGAGCCGGGCCUCCCCGCGUCAUCAAGAAGACGUCCAAGAAGGUG
Conger conger (European conger) is the source of this 2824-nucleotide messenger RNA. It is a transcript of the gene ect2, whose product is annotated as epithelial cell transforming 2. Gene Ontology annotation, biological process: activation of GTPase activity; intracellular signal transduction; mitotic cytokinesis. Gene Ontology annotation, cellular component: cell cortex; nucleus. NCBI's taxonomy places the organism in Eukaryota, Metazoa, Chordata, Actinopteri, Anguilliformes, Congridae. Bases 317 to 2782 code for a protein of 821 amino acids. The transcript is spliced from 23 exons. Gene Ontology annotation, molecular function: GTPase activator activity; guanyl-nucleotide exchange factor activity. The record is from RefSeq and is a predicted model, not a curated record.